CUCUUAACACCGAUAUACGUAUAAAACUCCGUAUAUUCACACCCUGUCAAACCAAGAAUCCUUCAAUAAUUGUCAACUAACCUUCACACCCACAACAAAUCCCCUUCAAAGUUGAUCAAUUUCCGUUUCAACUCCUCUCAAAACUCCCAAACAAAGAUGGGGGUUCCAGUUCGAACAACAGGGGUUAUGGGUGUCGAUAAUCUCAGCGAAAAAGCAGCAAAGAUGAGAGAAUCACUGAAGCAGAGUCAAACAAUCACAGAAAACAUGGUUUCUAUUUUGGGUUCUUUUGAUCAUCGUUUGUCUGCUCUUGAAACCGCCAUGCGACCCACUCAGAUUAGGACACAUGCUAUACGCAGAGCUCAUGAGAACAUUGAUAGGACCUUGAAGGCUGCUGAUGUCAUAUUGGACCGGUUUGAUCUUUCUCGUGAGGCCGAGGCUAAAAUUCUUAAAGGGCCACACGAGGACCUUGAAAGCUAUCUUGAAGCUAUCGAGCAGCUAAGAAACAAUAUCGUCUUUUUUACCAACAAUAAAAGCUUUAGAAGUAGUGACGGAGUUAUUAGCCAUGCAAGUAACUUACUUUCUAAGGCUAUAUCAAAGCUCGAACAAGAAUUUAAACAACUCUUAUCGUCAUACAGCAAACCGGUGGAACCAGAUCGGCUAUAUGAAUGCCUACCGAGUUCACUAAGACCGUCGUCUGGAUCACCUGAUUCGAAGAAUCCUUCUAAUAGUCAUGCGGGUCAUAUCACUGCCGAAAAUGCGGUUUUCACUCCGUUAAUCCUCAUACCACCGCGGGUCCUACCCUUGCUUCAUGAUUUAGCCCAACACAUGGUCCAAGCGGGUCACAUACAACAAUGCCUUGUGAUUUACAGGGAUACCCGUUCUGUAGUCUUGGAAGAAACACUUCAGAAAUUAGGAGUUGAGAAGCUUAGUAAAGACGAUGUCCAAAAGAUGCAAUGGGAGGUUUUGGAACUCAAGAUUGGGACUUGGAUUCAUUUCAUGCGUAUUGCGGUGAAAUUAAUAUUUACCGCAGAAAGAAAAGUUUGUGAUCAAAUGUUUGAUGGCAUUGACUCGCUUAAAGAUCAGUGCUUUGCUGAAGUGACAGCUGGCAGUGUCUCCAUGUUACUUAGUUUCGGAGAUGCGAUUGCCAAAAGCAAGAGAUCGCCGGAGAAGUUGUUUGUGCUUUUGGACAUGUAUGAGAUAAUGCGCGAGCUUCACACUGAGAUUGAAUCACUUUUUAGAGGCAAAGCUUGCAAAGACAUUCGAGAAUCUGCUCUAGGUUUAACCAAAAGACUCGCGCAAACAGCUCAAGAAACAUUCGGGGAUUUCGAGGAAGCCGUCGAAAAAGACGCAACAAAAACAGCCGUCUCAGAUGGAACGGUUCAUCCUCUCACAAGCUACGUGAUCAACUACGUGAAAUUUCUGUUCGACUACCAGUCAACUCUAAAGCAACUAUUUCAAGAGUUUGAAAAUGGAGAGGACUCGAAUUCACAACUGGCAUCCGUAACGAUGCGAAUUAUGCAGGCACUUCAAAUCAAUUUAGAAGGAAAGUCCAAACAGUAUAAAGAUCCUGCUUUGACCAACUUGUUUCUUAUGAAUAAUAUUCACUACAUGGUCAGAUCCGUACGCAGGUCUGAAGCAAAGGAUUUGUUGGGGGAUGAUUGGGUGCAAAGACACAGACGCGUUGUGCAACAACACGCUAAUCAGUACAAGAGGAUAGCUUGGGCAAAGAUCCUGCAAUGUCUCUCGAUUCAAGGGUUGACCUCAUCUGGAGGUGGUAGUUCAGUCGGGGCCGCUGAUGGAGGAAACAGUAGUGGAGCCUCACGAGCACUUGUAAAAGAUCGGUUGAAGAUCUUCAAUGGUCAGUUUGAGGAGCUUCAUCAACGACAAUCUCAGUGGACGGUUCCUGACACGGAGCUACGAGAAUCUUUAAGGCUUGCGGUUGCUGAAGUAUUGUUGCCUGCAUACAGAUCCUUUAUCAAACGUUUCGGGGCGCUUGUUGAAAAUGGGAAGAAUCCUCAUAAAUACAUCAGGUAUACAGCGGAGGAUCUUGACCGGAUGCUUGGUGAGUUUUUCGAGGGUAAGACUUCGAAUGAAGCCAGACGGUAGAGUUGAAUUACUACUCUUUUACCCUUGUGGUAGUGAAUGAUAAGAUAAGAGAGCGUAGUAUAUCUGGCUGGGUAUGGAUUAAUUUUUCUUAGUUGAUGUUACUGCUGUUGUGAACUAUUCUUUUGUAAUUGUGUAUAGAUUUAGUGGAACAAGUUACAUAACUAGUUUUUUUUUUAUGUCUUUCAUUGUGAUAUUUAGAUCUGUUUGUUUUCA
Messenger RNA from Helianthus annuus (common sunflower), 2319 nucleotides. Its product is annotated as exocyst complex component EXO70A1. The record is from RefSeq and is a predicted model, not a curated record. Bases 157 to 2106 code for a protein of 649 amino acids. Gene Ontology annotation, cellular component: exocyst. Lineage: Eukaryota; Viridiplantae; Streptophyta; Magnoliopsida; Asterales; Asteraceae. Gene Ontology annotation, biological process: exocytosis. The transcript is spliced from 12 exons. Gene Ontology annotation, molecular function: phosphatidylinositol-4,5-bisphosphate binding.